Messenger RNA from Anolis carolinensis (green anole), 2095 nucleotides. RefSeq names its product coiled-coil domain containing 86 (gene ccdc86). Gene Ontology annotation, cellular component: nucleolus. The transcript is spliced from 4 exons. Bases 18 to 554 code for a protein of 178 amino acids. NCBI's taxonomy places the organism in Eukaryota, Metazoa, Chordata, Lepidosauria, Squamata, Anolidae. The record is from RefSeq and is a predicted model, not a curated record.
GGACGCCAGCCGGGGAAAUGGAGGCGCCGGGUGCGGAGGGAGAGGCGGGACUGAAUGAAGAGUCCCCGCAGGCUGGGAAGGGAGAGGAGGCCAGGGCUGCCUCGGGGGAAGGAGGAGGCCCAAGGAAGCGUCGGGCAGCCCCUUCGGGUGAGAAGCGGAAGCAGACGCCAGCCAUCCCCAAAGGGAGGCCGAAGUCAGGCCGCGUGUGGAAGGACGCCUCCAAGAAGCGGUUCUCCCUCAUGACUAUGGACAAGGCCUUGCGUACCUCCUGGGAACGCAAGAUGAAAGAACGUCAGGAAAAGAAAUUAGUGAAAGACUUUGCCCGACAGUUGGAGGAAGAAAAGCAGAGAGAGCGAGAGGAGAAAAAACAGCGAAGGAGAGAUAACUUAAAAAGGCGACUGGAGAAUGAGCGGAAAGCAGAAGUUGUACAAGUGAUUCGGAAUCCAAUAAAGCUGAAGCGUGCAAAGAAAAAGCAGUUGCGCCGCAUCGAGAAGCGAGACACACUGACACUUCUGCAGAAACAGCAGGCACAGCGUAAAACAGUCAAGGAAUAAGAAUUUGGUGGGAAGUGAUCCCUCCUUUGAACAUCUGGAAAUGAUUUCCUCGUAGAGACAUAAAUCUGGGUGUUGAAUCCAUUGCAGUGGGAACCUUGGAUGCACUCCUGGCAUCCACCUUGUUUCUCUUGCCACUGAAAAGUCAAUUCUACAAAAAGACAUCUGUCUUGCAUCUAACUGAAUUUUUGAUUUGUUUUUUCUUGGUGUCAGUGAUGCAGGCUGCAGCAGGCUGAACUUCUGAGGUGAAUUUAAAAAAAUCUUAUUAAAGACACUUAAAUCCCAGAGGCAGGUUGAAUGGAGCAGAGCUUUAAAGGAUUUUUUAAGGAAUUCCAACUUGCAGACUUUUGGUUUAUAUGUAAGUGUCACAGUGAAAGUGUGGAUUAAACCUAUAUUUGCUUAUACCCGUGACACAAGAUAACAAAUAACAUGGUUGUCAUUUAUUAAGGGAUUCUUUACUGAUGUCUGGGAUGGGGUGGGGAAAUGAUUACAAUCAUUACUACAGCUGUUCUAGAACUUCAUUUUAUCGUUACUGUGAUUGCUAGUACUGUAUGUUAGUACCUUCUGGACUGCAUUUCACAGCAGUACGAGCUCACAAAGUGCACAGCCAAGGAUUAUGUGGGAUUUUGGUUCCAAAACAGCCGAGAGCACCCAGCUGAGUAUAUAUCUUUGUUAUGAUGCCAUACAGGAGUGGGUUACUGGGGAGGUAUAGGUCCCCAAAUAUAUUAUAGAGUCCAUUUUAUAAAUGGGCUUAAAGGCCCACCCCCACAAGUCACUGAGUUCCGAUAGCAAUUUUGUCUUGUUUUUGACUUGCUGGUGAGUUUCUAUUUCAAACCUCUCCUAGGACAUAGCACUUGACAGCCACCAGGUGAGUCUCAAAGUCAGGCUCUAUUGACUAGGUGGCCAUCUUCAGAUGAAAGAAACACACAGACUCAGGUACUGCAGGGGGAUUCUCUCUCAGCAAGUGUGGAUUGAAAGGCCAGAUGCCAGCAUUCUUCCAGUUCCUCUCAUCUAGACCUGUGAGCUUGAGGAUGGGGAUUGUGAAAGCUGUCAUUAAACAUAUCAGCAGUUUGUUAUGUUGUCUAUAAUUGUUUGACAACACAGUUCUGGAAGUCUACUAACCAUGUGUUGGUAUGAAAGUGCUUCCAGAAAUAGCAAAACAGCUUACUACUUGUUGCAGUGAUCACUCUGUCUCUAAUCCCACCUCCCACUGAACUGGAACACACUAAUAUCAUAAUCUUGACAAAAUUUCCCACUUGACAAGUUUGUCAGUGAAAAUUGUGCAGGCAGGUUGGUGAACUAUGGGCUAGGUGGUACUAUUGUUUGGUGGUUAGUGGGGACCCUCAGAAGUCUGUCCUGAUCUCAUGUUUUUUUCAGAGGAUAUAUGGCUUGGAUGAUGUGAUAAAGGGCAAGCUUACAUUUGCAAAUGAUACCAAAUUUGGCUUGAAAGUGGUGCAUAAAAAGAUCUCGGGGUUAUAGAAGGCCACAAGUGUGAUGUGAUCAAAAAAGCUAAUGCAAGAGGAGUAAAGUAGAGAAAAGGAUUA